CCGGCCUCCUGCACCACCCUGCCCGCGCUCCCGCGGCUUGUUCAGGGCGAUGCCUCCUCUCUGGGCCCUGCUGGCCCUCGGCUGCCUGCGGCUCGGUGUGGGUGUGCACCUCCAGCCCCAACUGGCCAGCAUGACCUUCGCCACCAACAACCCCACCCUCACCACUGUGGCCUUGGAAAAGCCUCUCUGCAUGUUUGACAGCUCAGCGGCCCUUGGCAACAACUAUGAGAUCUACCUCUAUGUCCUCGUCGACCUAGCCAGCUCCAGGAACGCCUCCGUGCAGGACCAUAGCAGGACCCCGCUGAGCUCGACGUUCCAGCAGACAGAGGGAGGGAGGACGGGCCCCUACAAGGCCGCGGCCUUUGACCUGGCCCCCUGCAGCGACCUGCCCAGCUUGGAUGCCCUAGCGGACGUGGCCCGGGCCUCGGAAAUCCUGAACGCAUACCUCGUCAGGGUGGGUGCCAACGGAACCUGCCUGUCAGACCCCAACUUCCGGGGCCUCUGCAACCCGCCCCUGUCGGCAGCCACGGAAUACAGGUUCAAGUACGUCCUUGUCAAUAUGUCCACGGGCUUGGUACAGGACCAGACCCUGUGGUCCGACCCCAUCCGCACCAACCGGCUCACCCCGUCCUCAGAGAUCGACACGUGGCCAGGCCGGCGGAGUGGGGGCAUGAUCGUCAUCACAUCCAUCCUGGGCUCCCUGCCCUUCUUCCUGCUCAUCGCCUUUGCUGGCGCCAUUGUCCUCAGCCUUUUGGACACGGGCAGCUCGGACAGGGAAACGACACACGACUCCCAGAUCACGCAGGAGGCCAUCCCCAGGUCCCUGGGGACCUCGGAGGCUGCGUACACGUCUGUGAACCGGGGGCCGCCGCUGGACAGGGCUGAGGCGUACACCAGCAAGCUCCAGGACUGAACCUGGGCACCGCCCCUGGGCGGCCGCAUCUCCCCGCCUGGCCUCGCCCAGGGGUCUGCGCGCAGCAGGUGCUCAUGCCCUGACCCCACCCGCGGAGGCACA
This is a messenger RNA of Callorhinus ursinus (northern fur seal), 1015 nucleotides long. RefSeq names its product uroplakin 3A (gene UPK3A). Gene Ontology annotation, biological process: water transport; urea transport. Gene Ontology annotation, cellular component: plasma membrane. The record is from RefSeq and is a predicted model, not a curated record. Lineage: Eukaryota; Metazoa; Chordata; Mammalia; Carnivora; Otariidae.